GGGAUGUUGACAGUGGGGGAGGUUAUGCAUGAUGGGGGCAGAGGGUGUAUGGGAAAUCCCUGUGCCUUCUGCUGUUUUGCUGUGAACCUAAAAGUGCUGGUGAAAAUAACUAUGUCAUGGGCCAGCAAACGUUUCCUGUAAAGGUCCAGGUAGUAACUUAGAUCAAUCAGACCUGGGAGCAAUGAAGGUGAGUGGACUCCAAAUCCCAUCAGGCCAUGGGGUCAUGACUUCAUGAGCUGCAGUGACACAGAGAGUCCAAGUGCUCAUGGGAGUUGUAGUUUAAGGGGGGCACGUCUAUUUGGGGACAACAGAUAAUGAGGGACGAAGAGGUAGUUUGAUUUGGGGGAAGGAAGGGGUAAGCUAUUUCUCAGAGACCUGGCGGGACUGGUGAGGAGUGGGGAGUUGGAAAGCCCCCCUGGAUGGAUCCUACUGAUUCGUCUCGUUCCCUCCACCCAGCCCCGGACCCCGUCACCAUCACCGCCUGCAUCAGCGCCUCGGGGGGCCACGGAGUCAUCCUUACCUAGUCCUGCCCCCCGGGAGGCUAUGAGGCCUUUGAGUUGGAGGUGGGCGGCAGGGGACUCCAGGACAGCUCCUCUCGUGGGAGAGGCGUGUGGGUGUCGGGGCUCAGGCCGGCUCAGUCCUACUCAGCCGCCAUCACGACCGUCUGGGAUGGAAUGAGGGCCCAGUCUGCCUCCGUGACCUGCCACACUGAGAGCACAGGGGCCAUCAUCGGAGCCAUAGUCGGUCCCCUUCUGUUUCUCAUCCUGGUGGGCCUGCUGGUUUUCUUCCUGAAGAGGAGGCAUAAGAAGAGUGAGAAGAAACCAGCACCCAGGGAUCUGGUAUUCAGCGUCCCAGGGGACAUCCUGGCUGAAGACUUUGCCGACCACGUCAGGAAACACGAGAAGGGCAGCGGCUGUGGCUUUGCUGAGGAGUACCAGCAACUGGCCCUGGAGGACCACAGCCGGUCCCAGACAGUGGCCGCAGCUCCGGAGAACAGCGCCAAGAACCCUUACAGACACGUGCUGCCCUAUGACUGGUCCCGUGUGCCCCUGACGCCCCUCCCUGGGGAGCCGGGCUCCGAGUACAUCAACGCCAGCUGCAUCCCUGGUCUCUGGAGCCUCCGGGAGUUCCUUGCAGCCCAGGGCCCCCUUCCCCACACUGUGGGCGACUUCUGGCGCCUGGUGUAGGGACAGCGGAGCCCCACACUUCUCAUGCUGACCAACUGCGUGGAGUCUGCCCGGGUGAAGUGUGAGCAUUACUGGCCUCUAGACGCCCAGCCCUGCACCCAUGGGCACCUACAAGUGACCCUGGUGGGUGAGGAGGUGAUGGAGAACUGGACAGUACGAAACCUGAAGCUCCGGCACAUGCAAGAGCAGAAGACUUUAUCUGUGCGUCAGGUCCACUACGUGACCUGGCCAGACCACGGCGUCCCCCACUCCCCAGACCCCUUGCUGGCCUUCUGGAAGAUGCUCCGGCAGUGGCUGGACCAGACCGUGGGGAGAGGUCCCCCCAUUGUGCACUGCAGCGCUGGCGUGGGCCGCACGGGCACCCUCAUUGCCCUGGAUGUCCUGCUGCGGCAGCUGGAGUGUGAGGGCCUCAUGGGGCCCUUCAGCCACGUGAUGGAGAUGUGAGAAAGCCGGCCACAUAUGGUGCAGACUGAGGCCCAGUAUGUGUUCCUGCACCAGUGCAUCCUUAGGUUUCUGCAACAGUCAUCCCCAGUGCCCGCUGAGAAGGGGUCCACCUAUGAGAACAUGCUUUUCGAGAAUGUAGCUCCUACAGAGGCCUAAGUUGUGGGAGGGCUGAGACCCCAGCCCAUCUAGACUCAAAUUCUGCAUCCCUACUUCAGCCCAGAUACCUGGACCCCUGGGACAGCAGAGGGCUGGGGUCCCACACUCCUGGGCCCUGCAGGAAGAGGGGGCUGGCAGCCUAAACUCCUGCUUUCCGGAGGGGGAGAGAGGUCAGGUGGGAGCCCAGAUCCUGGAUUUCCAGUUCCUCGAAGAAGGAGAGGGAUGGGAUCUAGGAUUUCCUUGUUGUUUUUUGAGGGAGGAAGAGGCUGCAGGGUCUCAAGGAAACAAGCUGAAUUCUGAGGAAGAGAGAAGUAAUGAGGGUCCAGAAUUCUGGCCACCCAAGGAGCAAGGGCAGGCCAGGCAGGAUCCUGCCCAUAUUUUACUCCAGAAACUAAAUCAUCAGUCUUCGAGGAUCUGAGGUUUCCCUGCACCCCACUGCCUGUACAUAUUUUUUCUUUUAUCCCAUAAUUUAUUAAAUCACUAUUCUCCCCAGAGACACUUGCCCCAUUGGAUUCCUGGGUCUGGAAAUAAUAUUGGGGUGGGUUCCUGAUGUUUAGGUACUGAGGCCAACGUCCUAGGGAGGAAACUAGAGGGACUCACAAUUUGCACCUGAAAAAUGUAGGUUUGGACAGUUGAGUCUCUCGGAGAAGGCUGUAGCUCUAGGGUCUGGGCAGUGUGGACUCGCUUCCCUGGAGCUAGGAGCAUGGGGGCUUGCCUUCUGGGCCCGGCCUUAGGGGAACUUAGAGGGUGGAGUGAAGUCUGUAUCGGAUUUGCUGGAGAAUUUCACGCUGGAGAAUUUCACGCUUAGUCUCCCGUCUGGAUAUCUGAAUAGCCGGGUCUCCGGAGAGGGUCUUCUGGGUCCUAGAACCCGAUAUCCUGGAGCCCGGUUCUA
Balaenoptera musculus (blue whale) is the source of this 2679-nucleotide messenger RNA. It is a transcript of the gene PTPRH, whose product is annotated as protein tyrosine phosphatase receptor type H. NCBI's taxonomy places the organism in Eukaryota, Metazoa, Chordata, Mammalia, Artiodactyla, Balaenopteridae. Gene Ontology annotation, molecular function: protein tyrosine phosphatase activity. Gene Ontology annotation, biological process: protein dephosphorylation. The record is from RefSeq and is a predicted model, not a curated record.